ACAUUUGUUGGUGUCGCGGAACUCUGCAACAAAACGGGACGGACUGGUUUUACGCGACACGACGAACAGAAGGCUCGCACGUUUGCGGUAUAUUGCGCAACUAGCAUCUCACAUUGUCUGCUCUAUCGAAAAGUGCAGGAGGCUCAACGCCGCUCGCAUAUGGCCGCUGAGCUGCUGGUGCAAGGAUCCCAGUUGCUUAUUUCUGAAGAAGAUGUCAAUCGACUCACAAAUGAGCCCAUUAAAGACUGGAGGUAUUGGAGUCCUCAUUUUGACUGCUUCUACUUUUCACCGCGCUCUAUUGGUGAUGGCGAUGCUUACGUUGCGGCAUCGAUGACCAUGUUCGAAGAUCUUGGAUUUAGAGCAAGGUAUAGCAUGGAUAAGCGAAAAUUAGCUUCGUUCAUUUUACGGGUCGCCAAAGGAUAUCGCGAGGUACCAUAUCAUAAUUGGUCACAUGCGUUUUCCGUGGCUCAUUUCUGUUGGAUCAGCCUACGGACCCCAGCUGUGCUUCAUGGGCUUGAUGAAUUGGAGCGGUUAGCGCUGUUAAUUGCAUGCCUAUGCCAUGACAUUGAUCAUCGGGGCACGACGAAUGCAUUUCAAUUGCAGUCGAAAACCCCUCUUGCCCAACUGUAUAGCAGUGAGGGUAGUGUGCUCGAAAGACAUCAUUAUGCUCAGACGGUGCAGAUUUUAAAGAUGACCGAGUGUAAUAUUUUGGAUCAGCUGACACGAACGCAGUACCAAACGGUGUUGAGUCAUAUCCGAGACGUGAUCCUUGCCACGGAUAUCGCAGUGCAUCUAGGCAAAGUUGGUCGGAUCAAGGCGAUGGUUGAUCAAGGUUAUGACCCAUUGUCACGAGAUCACCACUAUCUGUUCAUGUGUCUGUUGAUGACAUCGAGCGAUUUAUCGGAUCAGUCGAAGGACUUCCGUAACUCGAAGGCUAUCGCUGAGAACAUCUACCGCGAGUUCUUCUCCCAAGGUGAUCUCGAGAAACAGAUGGGUGCUAGUCCAAUGGAAAUGAUGGAUCGGGAUCGUGCAGCUGUGCCAAAGAUUCAGCUCGACUUCAUGGAUACUGUUGCGUUGCCUGUUUUCGAGUGA
Molecule: messenger RNA, 1092 nt
Organism: Cooperia oncophora
Lineage: Eukaryota; Metazoa; Nematoda; Chromadorea; Rhabditida; Trichostrongylidae
Source: the annotation of a GenBank genome assembly